AUGCUUCCACCAGAAGUAGAAGGACCAACCUUUGGAUUUCUGUUUAUUGAAAUGCAAAAUCUAGACUGGCUAACUUAUGAUGGAUAAAACUACUUAGAAGACAUUGGCACAUCUUUAGGACCAAGAGUCAAUAAUCUCUUUGCAAAUAUUAAAUUUUGGGGAGAUCAAUCUAAGGGUGUAUAUUUAAAAACUCCCAAUGGCUAAAAGAAGAAUGAAACUAUGACUAAUAAAUUCAAAUAUGAUAUAAAAUGCCCUGAAAAGACAUUUGAAAAAUAUCUAGAUGACAUGGGGGUUCUGGUUAUUGAUUUCUUCGACACAGAGAAGAAUCAAACUAUUGGAACUUCAAAGAUAAUGCUGAAACUUUAUAUUAAAAGUGCUUUUCCAAUAGUUUUAACAGGCAAUCAUAAUGUCAAGAUUGGGCAGUUUAAUAUAUCCAUAGUUAGUUCAUAUGCAGAUCAAAACUCUAAUAAUCAAAUGAAAAGAAAUGCAAACAGACAAAAUAUAGAUCUAGAUGACUCAUUUGAAGAAAAUGAGAAGCUAGCUCAUAAGAUGACUCAGCAAGACAGAAAUAAAAAGAUCAUUGAGAAUGCAUUUAGAGAUGACAGGAUACCAUCUUCUUACUAAGACCAGAAAAACCCAAGCUCCUAUAAGAAAUAGGACUUUGACUUUGAGAUUGAUGAGAGACCAACGAGAGAAAGGCCCAAUAGAAACACUGAAAAAGUCAGAGGAGGCAAAGAAAAUCAAAGGAAUCUUAUUAAUAUUGACGAGAAUGAGGAUACCUUUACAAAUCAAGCUGAAUUUGACAGAAUCUUUGCAAGGGGUGAGAAGCUAAGGCAAUAAAUGAAUUAAGCUUUGGAUUCUGAUAAUGCCUGGGAGACUCUUCAUGGAACUCAUCAAGUCCCAAAGAGAUACAUUCCACCUUUCCUGCAAGAAGAACAAAAGAAGGCUCAAAUGAAUGAUGAUGAGCUAGAUAAUAUCUAUGCUAUUGAAAUUGAAGGCUAUAAUCUGAGAGAGAGUCAAGAGCUCAAAGGUAGAAAAGGCUAAUCUAAUGAUGAUGUUGAGCAAAUUCAACAAGAGAUGAGCUAAGGGCUUUAAAGGUAGGAGACUUAGCACAUUAGAGACAUGAAAUUUAUAAAGAUUAAGAUUGGUUCUUUGAGAAUUGAGGAUGAAGGACUGUUGCACAGCUUAAUAGAUGAAACCUUUAACAUUACAGUAAACGUACCACUUCCAGACAUUUAUCAGAAGAAGAUAUCUAACUAGCUUAUUAAGCUUAGUAACUAUGAUAUAGUUUCAUUCAAUGAGUUCAUGUUCAACAAUCUUUCUCUGUAUAAUUUCAAAAUUGAUGAGGAGACCUUUAAUCAACUAGUUUAGGCUAAAGUUUGCAUCAGCAUUGAGGGCAAAAAUGUUCAAGGAAGUAUUUCAAUGAUCAAGCUUUUAAUGUCUAAAGCAUAUAAAUUAGAAGCUAGUAUUCCACUUGAGCAAACUAUUUUCAUGGAAGACCCAAAGCCUGCAACUAACCAAAAGGGAAAAGCUGAUAAUAAAAAGGGCCCUAAAGGUUAGCCAGCUAAGCCAGAACCAAAAAAGAAAGCCACUGAGGAGAGUAAAAUCCCAUAAACCUUCUAGAAACAAGUAGGCCAUAUUGCUAUAGAAAUUUCUCUGUAAAGAGGGGACACUGAAUAAGAACUAGCUAGAGAUUAUUAGAUUAAAUACCAGAAGCUCUAGGAAUAAAAAGCUAAAGAAGAGGCAGAUAGGAAAGCUGAAAUGGAGAAGUACAUGAAGUUUUCUCAACAAUAGGAACCAAUUUUUGCUCAACUCUACAUGAAUAUCAAGAAUAUCAGAAAUCUCUGUCUUAACUCUGAUGGCAGUUUGAAUAAAGCACUACAUGAAGAAAGUUUCAAUCACAGACUUGGCUUAGCAAGCGAUAGAGAGGAAAUUAGAGUCAAUGAUACUAUUGGAGAUAUACAGCUUUAGCAAGUGCAAAGAGCAUAAAUUAUUGGACCGAAACGAAACUUGUUCGUUCAGUACAAAGCCUUCCCCGCUCUUGAUAAACUCAAGACUAAUACAGUUUGGGGUGAUAGCAAUCCAGUUUUCUAAUACAGAUCUUAAUUCCCAGUUAUUAUGAAUCCUGAUACUGUGACUAGACUUCAAAACUUUACUUUCAUCUUAGAAGUUUGGGAUGCCAAGAGUCCAGCGCAAGAAGAAUUUAUUGGCUUAGUUAAAAUUCCUCUUGCAAGUUUCUGCUAUUCAAUGAAGACCACUGAUGAUCAAAUUUUUUCACUAAACUUUCUUGCAGAUCAACAUUGCCUUUACCCAAUGAUGAUUUCAGAUGGCUUCCUUCCUAUUUACUCGCCAAGAUUAGGUCUUAAUAUUGGAGAAUUACAAAUAACUCUUGCUCUAGGAACAGCUGUACAAAUAAAUAGAUAGAUCUAAAAAGAAUAAGAAUCAGAUAAAUAAUUGAUAGAAAUGACUUUUAAGACUUAAAUGAUCGAUAUGAUUAAGCAAAAGCAAGAGGAAGAAAAUAGGCUUAGAAUGACUUUAGAAUUCCAAAAUUAGAGAGAACGCGAAAGAGAAGAAGAAAGAAGAAAAGAGGAGUCUGAAAAAGUGCCUGAGCCAGAAAGAAGUGUGACACCAGAUAGAUCAAUGUUAGAUAGACUUCCUAUUUAGGAUUAAAUAUUGUCUGGCUUUAAUUCUAUCCUUAACAAGCAACUUAGUCCAACUAACGCUUAAAACAAUCAAAAUGAGAACUAAUUCUUCAGAAACAUUGGUAAUUAUCUCAGAACUAGUAUGAAUAUGUCUGUUACCAGCAGAGAUGUAGAUAUGCGUAAAAUGACUUAACUAAACUGCCUCAGAAAGUUAUUUGAAGAAUCAAGGGCCUUAGAAAUUAGAGAGAUAAAUAGCGAUGAAGUCUUUAAGGAAAAUCUUAAGAAUUUUGAUGGCUCCUUGAAGAAAGAUGAUUUUCUAUAUUGCCUUUUAAAUAAGGAAGAAUUCACACUGACAAGAUCUGAGAUUUCAAAUAUUCAGGCAAUAAUGCUAAAUAUCACAAAAGCUGAUUAGACCAAUAUUGAUAUAGAUGAGAUUCAGUUCAGUUACAAGCAAUACAUUGGUUAUUAUGACUCCCUUUAGGAGCCAAUUAAUGAACUCUUUUAACUAUUCAAGAGAAACAUAGAUAAAAAGAUUGAUAGUUAUGAGCAGUAAGAAGAAUUUAUCAGAAGUAUCGAGGAAAGAGCUGUUGAAUCAAAGAUCCCUAUAGCUGAGCUAAAAGACAUUCUAGAUGGAAAUGGCAUUCUCUUAAGAGAUAUUUGUUAUGAUUAAUUAGCAAGCUAUUUCGAUCUAGACAGAAACGACUUGAUAUACAUUAAUGGCUUUUGUGAGUAUUUGAGACGAUAAUCUUUAUCUAAACUUAAUUUCCUUAAAGUCAGUCCUAACAUUCUCACUAGUAGGAUCAAUAACUUCAUUAAGGAGUAAAUUCUAUUGAAUCCUGACUAUAUGAAUAUUCUUGAACUUGAAUUCAAAGUUGAGGCGCAUAAAGCUUAGGGUAAAAGUGGCAUUAUUGAGGAAAUUCCAGAUGAUAUUUUGCUCACAGAAAGAAUAAAUGCUAAGCUAUUUCAAUUCAAACUUAAGAGAUAAGGAACAGUAGUAAGUCUAUGGGAAAUCUUUACCUUUUUCGAACACCUUAACAUUCAAUACGCCAAGCUUUAUCAUGAACCUAGCAGGUAUCACAAUAUUCUGUUCCCUUACCUAUAUAAAUACAUUCUCAAUGAGGAUUAUGAAGCUAGGAUCAAACAGGAAAGAGAUAAAAAAGCAUAAGAGUUACUUUAACAAUAACUAUAGCAGUAACUUCAUGAUCAAAUGGUAAAAGCUUCUACAGAAUCAGUAUUUGCCUUGGCCUAGGACUUAAACCAAUAAUAAAAGAGAAGAGGGGAUAAGCUAGGAUCAGAUGGAGGAAUUUAUUCAAGUAAAAGUGAGAUGCUUUCAGAGAGUGAGGAGGAAUCUGAGGUCAUUAUCAACAAGAACAAAAAGAAAAAGAAGGGAAAAAAGAGAAAGGAUAAAGAGAUGACAUUUGUGUAAAAGAAAACUGAAACAGCAGAAGAGGAUGAAGAUAAAGAGUCUAAUGACUCAGUCAAAAAGCAACAUCUAGAAGAUAAUAGACCUUAUAAGAAAGUCAAGCAUGUUUUUGAGAUCAAGGUCAAGGAACUUAAGAACAUUCCAAUUCUGGAUAAGCUGAUCAAAGACAUUUCUAGAAAUGAGUUGGCAUAAUAGACUUAGCCUUUAGAAAGAUCAAGAAGCAAGACUAAGACAAGUAGCAAAAAUUAAUACAUUCAAAAUGCUGCUAUUAAAUACACAUUCCCUCUUGACGAUGACUAAGUAUUCUAAUCAGAUUACAUUUAGUUGAACAAUGAAAGUCUUGCAUUGAAUAAUCAAUUUGAUUACAAGGUCUCCAUCAACACUGUUCACAAUUACAUCAUCAAUAAGGAAGACUCAAUUUAAAAGCAUCUGAAAAAUUUAACUAGCAGCUCUGAUCAACUUUUCAAUGUUACUUUAGCUUUAUAUGAAGGCAAUAAGGAGUAUGUAGUAGGAAACGCCUAACUACCUAUUGAAGAUCUAAUAGACUAGAUUGAUAUGUAUCAAAUGUCAUAAUUUACACCAGACAGUAGACAAACACUUUCAAGAAUCUUGUUCAUUUAUGGCACUACUUUUAGUCAGAGAGAAAACUGCAUUAUAGGUAAGAUGCAACUAGAGAUCAAUUAUAAAACUGAGAGGCAAUAUGUAGCAGUAGAUCCCAACUAACCCCCAGUCACUGAUGAACUCUAGACUUAAAUUGAUGAAGAAGACAACAAUGCCAAUUCUUGUUUUUUGCAUAAGGAAACAUAUGUUAAGAGAAAGAUUCCAUUAAACGGUGUGAUUAGUGUGCAUGUUGAAAGUUUGAAUAAUUUAAAGGAGUCCAUUGAGAAUAUUGAGCACUUCGCAAAAAUCCAAUAAAGUAGUUUAGCUGAUGAAAAGCCAAAAAGUUCUAAACUGACUGCAAUUACUGGCACUAGUAAGAAAAGCUUAGUUAAUUAGUCAAAAGAUCAACUUGACAGACGUAGAAUUCUUACUUAGAUCUACAGACAGGGUCUUAACUUAGUUGUGAUUGGAUCCGUUUUCGGAGAUGACACAGAGCUCACUAGGAAAUUCCCAACCAGUAGACACACAAGCAAGCUUUUGUACAACACACUUAAUCCUAUAUUCAAUGAGUACUUUGACCUUAAUGUGUAAAUGGAUACUAAAAUUUUUGACUACCUAAAUAAUAAGAAAGCUAAAUUUGAAAUCAGACAUUAUAUUAUCCAAGGCAAAAGUGAUCAACUAAAUUCUUAUGGACUUAAUAACUUAAAUACUAGGAAAGAUAACUUAGAUUCUCACAGAUCCUAAAAUACUUAAAACACUGAGGAUAUGGAGGACAAAAACAUCCUUGAAACCAAUGACUACAUCAUCAUUGGAUACGUCUACGUGCCACUCAGAAAUCUGCUUGCAAGUAAUUAUGGCAUUGAUGAUAACUUCGUAAUCUUCGAUGAGUAUAAACAAUAGAUGGGUACGCUUAAGCUAAGAAUCUCUUUGAAUCACCAUUCUCAACACAGACCUCUUUACUCCCAAGAAACUUCUACUAAAUAUAACAAUUUGAUAGCAAAGAACUAAGAUAACCUCAGAACUACUAUGAUAGACAGAUCAGCUAAAAUAUCACAAACCUUAGCUAGAUCAAACGGUAAUGUCCUCACAAGUGAUCAUCAAAUGAUCUUAGGCUUGAACUUUGUAGAAUUGCUUUUCAAGAAUAGAGAUGAGCUCAUGUAAUAAACCUAUCUUUCGUAAACUCUUAAUCAGUAGAGUCAUAUGUACCUUAAAUUUAAGGUGUUUGGCCAAAACUACCAAACUAAAUUCAUGUCAAGCCAGUCAACAAAAGAAUCACAACACUUGAAGUAACUUAAGAUCAAAGUUUUUGACAUCAAGAAAACAGUGCUCAUUGAACUUGAUUAUCUAAAUCAGAAAAAUAUAGAGGAGCUGUUUUCUAGACCAUUAGAGAUUGAGCUUUGGUACAAGAGAGAAGGUGCAAAUAAGUAUCAGCAACCAGCAGAUGAAGUGCAAUUAGGGUCCUUCUUCAUUGAACUAAAUGAACUGAGUAAAAUUAGAAAUAAAAGAAUCAAGGAUUAAAAUGGUGAGGGCAUUUUCCAUUCUCAUGAAGGCUAUUUCUCAUUAUACGAUUUCUAAAGAGAGUAAGUUACACCUGAUAGAUUAGGAUGCAAGCUAUAUCUUAUUAAGAAAGAAUAUGAGACUCAGAUGGCAGAUUCAGAGGUACUCUUCCAUAACCUUCAAUAGAUUGAAACUCAAAUUUCCACAACUCUAGAUCCUCAGCAUAAGGGCUUUGUAGACUAUGAAGACCUCAUAGCUCUCAUUCAGAAGGAACUAUAAGAUCCUUAUCAGUCUUUGAUCAAGGCACUAAUUGACAAUAUGGAGUAUAAGAACACAGAUAAGAUCUAUUACUCACCACUGUUUGGCCCACUGCCCCCAUUCUUCAGAUUAGUGAGAAAAUUCGACUCAUUUGGGAUAGUUGAGAAGUUUAACAAGGAAUUCCAGCAGAUAGACAAUCACUAGAAUGGUUUCAUUCCUCUUACUCUAUUUAGAACUCUGUUAGAACACGAACUUAAAAUCAAAGAGAAGAUUGUGAUUGACUUCAUUCAGAAUAUCAGGGAUGUUGAUCCAAAGCAAUAGCUAUAGAGCCUGGAUGUGAAUGUCUUCUCUCACUCGUUCAAGAAUCAUAUUGACUAUGUGGUGUUGCUUAGGAAAAUCUCAUUCUAUUUUGAUAAUAAGAUAAACGACAGAACCACAAAUAAUGAUAGCUAGAUGAUAGAGAGUCAUCGAAUGGGUUCAGAAGAUGUAACACUAAAGAUAAACAUUGAGAGUGCUAUGAGGUUGAAGAACCCACUUAGUGAUUUAGAUGCUCCAAACAGCUAGGUACUGCUCAGAUUACCAUUCAGAGGAGCUACUCCAGAGUAGAUUCAAACAUAAGUUGUCUAGAGAAGUUCCUAUCCUGCAUGGCAUUUAGUAGGCUAGCAAACUAGAUUCUAACUGAAUGAAGACAACAUCAGACUCAUUAUUGAUAGACCUUUAGAAUUUGAAGUGUAUCAUCAGUAACUAUCAACCAAAGAUCAAAUAUCAAAAACAUUAAUCGGAGUGGCUUAUGUUGAUCUAUCUCAAAUGAUAUUCGUCGACGGCACUUAUCAGAUCAACGGAUACUUCCACAUUCUUAGAAAAGAUAGAUUCCAGGAUGGCCAUUAAGUGCCACUUACAGAUCCCUAGAUUUUGUCCAUAGAAUCACUUGGCUAAAUCAAGCUUUCAGUGUCCACUACUAGUAAUUUGAAGCAGAUAGCCUAUCAAGUACCUUCGCAAAAGACCAUUAUAAAGCAAAACUCUCCAGUUAAAGAGAGACUAAAUCAAUCACAGAUGAAUAUGAGUCUGGUAAGACAGAGCUAGGACAACGUGUUUGGCACAUAAAACUACCAGCCUCAAAUCUUAAGCCAAACUUAGUAAAAGCUAAUGUACUCCUUCAACUAAAUAUCUCAGGAUCUAACUCAACAGCAAGAUGAUGACCUGAAGCUCAAGCAUACUCAGAAUAUGUCCGAACUAGAUAAGCUUAUAACUUCGUUGAAGAGAGGUAAAUUAGAAUAAGAAGAGGAAUAACCUAGAUUCCACAGAUAGGUCAGAGAUAAUCUGCUACAUAGAGUAGAAACUUAAAAUGCUCCUAACUCAAAUAGCGUCAAUAGCAAUCAAAUGUAUAACUACCUAAAUGAAGAAGAUGAUCUUAGAGUAACAAGAGGAUACAACCAGAGUUAUCAGAUGACUUAAGAGUUUUCUAAAGUCACAUAGACUAUGAAAGACUAGCAAGCAAUUGCUCACAAAUUGAAUCAAAUCAGAAAUGUAGUCUAGGAAAUGGAAAAUGAAGGCAGUGAGUUCGACAGAGACGAGGAGAUCAAGAACGAGAAGGAAAAUGUCUUCAAUAGAAAUCUCCAAGAAUCAUCCAGAUAAUACGAUAGAGACGAUGAUUUUAGAGUGUAAUAAAAUUAAGUCUUUGAUUACAAGCCAGAAAGACAACAAGAACAGACUCCAUAGUAUUUCCACGAAGAAGAUCCAAUGAAACAGUCCUUCUCACCAUUUAACUUUAGACAACAGACAUUGUCUCAAGUACCACCUCUGCAGAUCACAAAUGUAUUUGAGAGACAAGAUAACAUCGGAAAUCAAAUGAUGUUCCAGGGCUCUUAAAGUUUCGAUGAUAAGAGAGAAGAUGAUGAAGUGCAGGAUAGAUUUAAUAUUGAUCACAGAUCAGCUCCAGUGUCCUUUGAAAGAUAGCAGCCAGCUACUGAGCAAAAGAAAAAGUCUAUUUUUGACAUCGAUGAGGAUGAAGAUGAUAUGUAUGAUGCCAAGGAAAUGGAAAGAAUUGCCAAAAUUUUAAAUUCUUAAAAGAAAUGA
Molecule: messenger RNA, 8496 nt
Organism: Stylonychia lemnae
Lineage: Eukaryota; Ciliophora; Spirotrichea; Sporadotrichida; Oxytrichidae
Source: the annotation of a GenBank genome assembly